This is a messenger RNA of Hyaloperonospora brassicae, 1830 nucleotides long. The record is from the annotation of a GenBank genome assembly. NCBI's taxonomy places the organism in Eukaryota, Oomycota, Peronosporomycetes, Peronosporales, Peronosporaceae.
AUGCAGCGACUCGCAGCAUUUAGUCGGCACUGGCGUCGCGGGCGGCGUUCGUCCCGCUCCGCCCGCGUCGUCUGCGGUUUUCGCUCGUUGACUGGUCCCCUGCGUCGUUGCUCCAGCGCUUCGCUACUGUUUUCUCCGUCCCGUAUGAACGUAGCGGAUCUGCUCGAAGUGUCCAAACAGUUUCGCAGCAAACAGACGAACUACAUCCACGAGGACGAGACGCUGGACGAUGCGGUCAGGUGCCUCAUGCAGAACGAGAACUCGGCGUCGCUUGUCGUGGUCAACAGAGAGCAUCAGGUGGUCGGGCUCAUUACCAAUCGAUUGGCCCUGCAGCGAGUCGCGCAGAUGCGGUCGGCGGGGGAGACGACGCAGUGGCACACAAAGGUGUCCGAGGUGGCGAUUCCGGCGAGGAAGAUGCUGUUUGUGUCGCCAGAAGACACGCUCGAGGAUUGUCGGGCGGUGAUGGCGCUGUCGGCUGUUGGAGAGCUGCCGGUGCUGAAAGGAAACAAACUGCUUGGCACGGUGUCCCUCACGGAUAUCGCAUCGCUGGUACAUCGCCACGAUGCAAAGCUGAGCCCCGACCCCUCGAGUGCCAAGUCCGACUACAUCAACCUGAUCCUGCCGCGCAAGGGAUUGCCAGCAAAUACGUUGCUUGACAAGACUGUUGUCCAAAACACGAAGGUCCGUCCGAACUAUCAUAGGUACUAUUUGCGCUCGUUCGCCAUGUCGGUUCCACAUCCGCAGAAGAAAGACACUGGCGGAGAAGAUGCUUUCUUUUUGGGUGCCGUGCCCCACGAAGACGCGGAAGACGCCGUGGCAGCGCUUGCACCGGAGAAUGAACGUACACAUGUUGAUCGUUCUAGUCCAUUGGCAACUGACAGAUCACAGGGUCCCGAGGAUGUGCUAGCGAUGGGGGUUGCUGAUGGCGUGGGGUCUUGGUUCGAGAAGGGGGUAAGUGCACGGCAGUACGCCGAGGAGCUCAUGGCUUCUGCACGUCAGGCAGUGAGAUUCUCAUACGCCAGAGAUCGCGACAUCAACCCUUCCGAAGUCUUGCACGCUGCUUGGUCGACAGUGCUCCAGAAACAAAUCAUCGGCAGCUCGACAGCUUGCAUUUUGACACUGAACCCGGAACAAGGAGAGCUGCAUGCCAUUAACUUGGGCGACUCGGGGUUCCUGAUCAUCCGCGACAAGGCAUCGGACCUCGAGACUGCACGAUUACGUGGUACGCUGGAUGGAUCGCUGACGCGCAAGAUUGUCAACCGCGAGCAUGACCUUACGCCGGCUGGCCGACGAAAGGGAGCGCACGUGACGUACCGCUCACCACAGCAAUUGCACUACUUCAACUGCCCUUUUCAGCUGGGGUUCGCGGGCGCUGACCUUGUGAGUGACGUUGUGGACGACUUGGCGCGUGGCACGCACUCGCCGAUGCGUGAGAAGCCGCUUUUCGAAACCCCGGAGAACGGAAUGCGACUGCGAGUACCAGUGCUUGAGGGGGAUCUCAUUGUUCUCGCCACUGAUGGACUCUUUGACAACGUGGAUGAGGAAGAUCUCCUUGACAUUGUACGUACCGAAGCGGACCUUGAGACCAUGACGCGCAAGCUUGUACACAAGGCCUACCGUUUGUCCCUCGAUCGAACGCGCGACUCGCCAUUUGCUCGCCUUGCCAAGGAGAACGAUUUGCUAUGGGGCGGUGGUAUGCCGGACGACAUUACGAUCAUUGCAUCUCGAGUCAUGAAACACAAGACUGGAGGGGAGAAGAGAGCUGAGGACACUGCGGCAGCUGUCGUCUCUGGAAGAAGCAGUAGCACGCGGGGAGUGCACAGCAGUUGA